Chironomus riparius is the source of this 1129-nucleotide messenger RNA. The record is from the annotation of a GenBank genome assembly. Lineage: Eukaryota; Metazoa; Arthropoda; Insecta; Diptera; Chironomidae.
GCACAUGUUUAGUGCUGUGACGUCACGCCUUGUUUUUUGUUUUGAAGUCUACGAACUUUCUUGUGAUUCAUUCUACGAGUUUUUAUUUAAAAUUAUGGACGAAUUGGUGGUUUUAGAGCUGUUUUCUGGAAUUGGUGGCAUGCAUUAUGCUCUAAAAGAAAGUCAAGUACCUGGACAAGUUUUAGCAGCUAUAGACAUCAAUACGAAUGCCAAUGAAGUCUACAGGCACAAUUUUAAGGAUUCAAAGUGCAUUAACGGAAAUAUUGUUGGAUUAGAAAGCGCACCUUACCAAAAAGUCAACACAAUCCUUUGUUCGCCCUCAUGUCAACCAUUUACAAGGAAUGGGAAGCAAAAAGAUAUUGAAGAUAAGAGAAAUGAUGCAUUUAUGUCCUUAUGUUCGCUGAUAAAAAGUGGUAGUUUUAAGAAUCUGAAAUAUCUGCUCAUGGAGAAUGUUGUUGGAUUUGAGACAUCCCAAAUGCAUGACAUAUUCAUUGAUGCACUUAGAUCCAGUGGAUUUUAUCAUAGGGAAUUCAUCAUAUCUCCUCAUCAACUUAACAUACCUAACACUAGACAUCGAUAUUACUGUUUAGCUAGAAAGGAACACGAUUUUUUGUUUGAUAGUGAAUGUAUUCAUAAAACAAUCCCCAACAACGAUCAUUUCCCUCAAAAGCCUCAAGCACUCUCGAACUAUGUUAAUGCAGACGAUUCAGAGGAUCUUAUUACUUCCUAUCUUUCAAAAGAGCUCUUAGAGAAGAGAUUUAAUAUUCUGGACAUUCAAACCAACGAUUCUUACAACACAAUGUGCUUCACAAAAUCAUAUUCAAAUUACAUUGAAGGAACUGGAUCAGUUUAUUGUAAUUUGACUAGACAAGAACUAGAUGACAAAAUCGCUGAAAUUGAAAAGAAUGAAAUGGAUUUGAGAAUGAAGGAGAAAUUAAAGCUCAGAUUCUUUACACCAACGGAAGUAGCCAGACUUAUGAGAUUUCCAAAAGACUUUACGUUCCCAACAAUCAUUAGUCGGAAAAGUCAAUAUAAAUUACUAGGAAAUAGCAUAAAUGUAACCGUUGUUAGUGAGCUUAUUAAAGUUUUGUGCAGUUGAUCAUCAGAGGAAGUAAAAAAUAAAAACCUU